AUCAGUCCCAAAGUCCUUAACCAUUGAAAAUAGAUUGAAAACAUGCAUACUUGUGUUGCAUUAAAACACCACCAGAAAAAUGUCAGAUGGUGCUUCUUCUUCAUUCUCCUGACAGAGAAGUAGGUGUCCUUCACCGACAUGCAUUGACUCGAACAUAACUUCACCUUCACUUUUUGUUCAGAACGUCCUUCUUUCUUUAAAUCGUAUGUCCUGAAGAUUCUCUAUCCAUACUCCUGGUUUGUAUCACAGAUGCAACUUGCUGUUUGGGUCCUGUUGGGAUGCACAGUCCUCAGUAGGAGAAGCUGAUCUCUCUCAGAAAAAGACAAAGAUCGAUCUUCGGUAUGCUGUAGCCAAGAACUUUUCUUCUGAUGAAAGACUUGUACAUGCAAACGUGGAUGACCCUUUAGAUAUAUGCUUUACUUCUGUUCUUGAGAGAAUAUUUGAGGACGAGAGCCCACCGUCUGUCACUUCUCUCAGAAGUUUCUUCUUCCUCCACGCAAAUUAAUUCGCUGCUCCUAAGUCACAUCUUAUGAAGAAGGUUCGGUGGUCAAGCAAGAAAGGAACUGCUGGUUAGGGGAAAGAUAACAGGUCAUGUGAAGAAGACCGCCGAAGAGAGCAGCCAAUGACAAGAGUUCCGUCCGUCUUCCUCUUCCUCCUCCUCGUCUUCCUAAUUGUGCUGCAUCAAAGCAUGGCCGCCGCCGCCCACCACCACCACAGUAUCGUCAGCGAGACCUGCAAGCACAGCGCCAACGGCGACCCCAACGUGAACUACACCUUCUGCGUGGAGUCGCUGCAGUCGGUGUCCAAGAGCAAGCACGCGGACCUUCGCGGGCUCGCCAUCAUAUCGGCGAGGCUGGCGAAGGCCGACGCGAAGCACGCCAAGUCGAGGGUGAAGACGCUGCUGAAGGCCAAGAAGAUGAGCCGCUACAGGAAGUCCUGCUUGCAGACUUGCCGGGAGUUGUACUCCGACGCCAUGGCAAGCCUCAGGGACUCCGUCAAGCUGAUCAAGGCCGGUCGCUACGGCGACGCCAACGUGUAUAUAAGCAGCGCCGUGGAUGCGCCCGGGGAGUGCGAGGACAGCUUCAAAGAGGGCAGCAUCAAGUCGCCGCUGGUGAAGGAGAACCACGACCUAUUCCAGCUUGCUGUCAUCGCCCUCAGCAUUACCUCUCGCCUCGGAUGAUCAUAUACUUGUUCUUCUUGUUCUCACCAUAUAUAGUAUCCAUCAUGUACUUGUUGAUCUAUCUCAAUCAAGGCUUUCUUUUCCUUU
Molecule: messenger RNA, 1267 nt
Organism: Musa acuminata AAA Group (dessert banana)
Lineage: Eukaryota; Viridiplantae; Streptophyta; Magnoliopsida; Zingiberales; Musaceae
Product: putative invertase inhibitor
Exons: 2
Coding region: 623-1180 (185 amino acids)
Molecular function (GO): enzyme inhibitor activity
Source: RefSeq, a predicted model, not a curated record